AUGGUAAUGACAUCCUCCCCCAUGUUCACGUGUGAAUCUAGCGAAUCUGAAGACGUAAGAAUUUUGGGAUAUGACCCAUUAGUUUCGCCGGCAUUAUUACAGUCGCAGAUACCUGCUAGCAAAGACUGUCUAGACACUGCCAAGAGAGGAAGAUGGGAAGCUAUUAAAAUCAUUACAGGCCAAGAUGACAGAGUACUAGUCGUCGUUGGUCCAUGCUCUAUUCAUGAUCUAGACGCUGCUCAGGAUUAUGCCAAGCGUUUAAAAAAGUUAUCUGAUGAGUUGGAAAAAGAUCUUUUCAUUAUCAUGCGUGCUUAUUUGGAAAAGCCAAGAACAACUGUUGGGUGGAAAGGUUUGAUCAAUGAUCCAGAUGUCAACAACACAUUUAACAUUAACAAAGGUAUCCAGGUUGCAAGACAAUUAUUCACCAACUUGACGUCUGCAGGUGUUCCUAUUGGUUCGGAGAUGUUAGAUACUAUUUCUCCUCAAUACCUCUCCGACCUAUUGUCUUUUGGUGCAAUCGGUGCAAGAACUACGGAAUCCCAGUUGCACAGAGAGUUGGCUUCUGGCCUAUCAUUCCCUAUAGGUUUCAAGAACGGAACUGACGGUAGUUUGGAUGUUGCACUAGAUGCUGUUAAGGCUGCUUCGCACUCGCAUCAUUUCAUGGGUGUCACUAAACAUGGUGUUGCUGCUAUUACAACCACAAAAGGUAACGAGCACUGUUUUGUCAUUUUGAGAGGUGGUAAGUCUGGCACCAAUUAUGAUCCAAAAUCGGUAGCUGAAGCGAAGGCUAAGUUGCCUCCAAAUGGUGUCUUGAUGAUUGACUACUCACAUGGAAAUUCUAACAAGGAUUUCAGAAACCAACCAAAGGUCAAUGACGUUGUUGCUGAGCAAAUAGCAAAUGGAGAAGACAAAAUCGUUGGAGUCAUGAUUGAAUCAAACAUUAAUGAAGGCAAACAGGAUAUCCCAACCGAAGGUAAACCCGCCUUGCGGUACGGUGUUUCUAUAACUGACGGAUGUAUCUCCUGGGAAACUACCGAAGAAGUACUUCGUAAGUUGGCUGCUGCUGUCAGAAAGAGAAGAGCUUUCAAGGAGAAAAAGGCUUAA
This is a messenger RNA of Eremothecium sinecaudum, 1104 nucleotides long. RefSeq names its product 3-deoxy-7-phosphoheptulonate synthase ARO4 (gene ARO4). Gene Ontology annotation, cellular component: cytoplasm. The coding region runs from base 1 to 1104 and encodes 367 amino acids. Gene Ontology annotation, molecular function: 3-deoxy-7-phosphoheptulonate synthase activity. The record is from RefSeq and is a predicted model, not a curated record. The transcript has a single exon. Gene Ontology annotation, biological process: aromatic amino acid biosynthetic process. Lineage: Eukaryota; Fungi; Ascomycota; Saccharomycetes; Saccharomycetales; Saccharomycetaceae.